UCCGCCAUCAUGAAGGGUUUUGAGUGAAAUCGAACUGACGUUUCACGAAAAUAAGAACAAAAAUGGCAGGGAAUAUUGGAAUGGAGCAGCUUAUUCCAAUAGUGAAUAAGCUGCAAGAUGCAUUUGUCUCUCUUGGCGUCCCGCUGUCUCUCGAUCUCCCUCAAAUUGCUGUCGUAGGAAGCCAAAGCGCCGGUAAAAGCAGCGUUCUGGAAAACUUCGUUGGACGAGACUUCUUGCCCAGAGGAAAUGGAAUUGUUACCAGGAGACCCUUGGUCUUACAGCUUAUCAAUGGUAAAACAGAGUAUGCAGAGUUCUUACACCACAAAGGGAAACCUUUCUCCGAUUUUGAUAUGGUUAGGAAGGAGAUUGAGGCUGAAACCGACAGGAUGACGGGUUCAAAUAAAGGAAUCUCGAAUGUGCCAAUCAACCUGAGAGUUUACUCUCCAAAUGUGCUGAACCUGACAUUGAUAGACUUACCGGGAAUGACUAAGGUGGCUGUAGGUGACCAGCCUGCAGACAUUGAGACCCAGAUCCGUAACAUGCUCAUGGAGUUUAUCACCAAGGACACAUGCCUCAUUCUUGCUGUGUCACCGGCUAACACUGACCUCGCCAACUCUGAUGCUCUUAAAAUUGCUAAGGAAGUUGAUCCUCAAGGGACACGGACAAUUGGUGUCAUCACCAAGCUAGAUUUGAUGGACGAAGGCACAGAUGCUCGGGACAUCUUAGAGAACCGCACAUUACCACUACGGCGAGGUUAUGUUGGAGUUGUCAACAGAAGUCAGAAAGAUAUAGAAGGCAGGAAAGAUAUACGAGCGGCCAUGGCUUCGGAACGUAAAUUUUUCCUCAGUCAUCCAGCUUACAGACAUAUGGCCGAUCGUAUGGGCACACCAUACUUACAGAAAGUGCUUAAUGAACAAUUAACAAAUCACAUUAGAGAUUCCUUACCAGCACUAAGGAACAGACUACAGUCGCAGUUACUAUCCAUGGAGAAGGAAGUUCAAGAAUUUAAAAACUUUCGGCCUGAUGAUCCAGCUCGGAAGACAAAAGCAAUGAUGCAAAUGUGUCAACAGUUUAAUGUGGACUUUGAAAAAAGUAUAGAGGGAUCAGGGUCAGUAAUUAACACCAGAGAGUUGUCAGGGGGAGCCAAAAUCAACCGCAUAUUUCAUGAAAGGUUUCCUUUUGAGUUAGUCAAGAUGGAAUUUGAUGAGCGAGAACUAAGGAGGGAAAUCAGUAUCGCCAUCAGAAAUAUCCAUGCAAUCAGAACGGGCUUGUUUACGCCAGAUAUGGCAUUUGAGGCUAUAGUAAAAAGUCAAAUACAGAAGCUCAUCACCCCUUCAAUUAAGUGUGUGGAUUUGGUGGUUACCGAACUCACUUCAGUCGUCAGACGCAAUACACAACAGAUGGGUCGUUAUCCACGACUUCGUGAGGAGGUGGAGAGAAUAGUGAAUACAAGGAUACGUGAAUGUGAACAGAAGGUCAAAGAUCAGCUUCGGCUAUUGGUCGAGUGUCAACUAGCAUACAUGAAUACUAACCAUGAAGAUUUUAUUGGGUUUGCUAAUGCCCAAAAUAAAACAGAAAACACUCAGAGGAAAAAAGUUGGGAAUCAGGUUAUCCGUAAAGGCUGGCUCACACUCCACAACAUAAGUUUUAUGAAAGGUGGUUCUAAGGAUUUCUGGUUUGUUCUCACAGCUGAGACAUUAUGCUGGUUUAAGGAUGAGGAGGAAACUGACAAGAAAUACAUGCUCCCUUUGGAAGGUCUGAAAGUGCGAGACCAAGAGACAUCGGGAAUUCUCUCCCGCCGACCCACUUUCGCUCUUUUCUCUUCAGAGCAUAGGAAUGUCUAUAAGGACUACAAACAGCUGGAGUUAUCAGCGGAGAGUCAGGAGGAAGUUGACAGCUGGAAGGCUUCAUUCCUCAGGGCAGGUGUUUACCCUGACAGAAGCACUGAGGAAAACAAGGAUUCUGCGGGCAGCAGUGAUAUGGGCUCGAUGGAUCCACAGCUGGAACGACAGGUGGAGACAAUCCGUAAUCUUGUUGACUCCUACAUGAAGAUUGUCAACAAAACCCAGCGAGACCUAGUCCCAAAAACCAUCAUGUACAUGAUUGUCAAUGAAGUGAAGGAGUUUAUUGGAGGUGAAUUAUUGGCUCAUCUGUAUUCAACAGUAGACCAGAGUUCCAUGAUGGAGGAAUCUAAAGAAGAAGCAAAUCGUCGUGAGGAAAUGCUGCGCAUGUAUCACGCAACAAAGGAAGCCCUACAAAUUAUUGGUGACAUUUCUACGACAACUGUGUCCACUCCGUGCCCUCCCCCAGUUGACAGUGAUUGGCUGAAUGUGGAACAGUCCUAUAAUGGACGUCCAAGUUCCCGGCCCUCCUCACCCAAGCCAAGUCGCGCUCCUCCACCACCCCUUCCCAACCGCCCUGGAGGUAAUCAACCAUCAAUUCCCAACCGCCCUGCCCCAAACAUUCCCACACGCCCUGCCCCACAGGCACCGGUGGGUAUGGCCAUCAAUGCAAUGGGAGGUCCUCAACAAGCUGCGGGAACAUUUACUAAUAUGGCUUUCCAGGCUGGUGGAGCCUUUGGACAAGCAGGCAACGUUCCUCCCAUACCUGCCACAAAACCUAGUUUCAGAGGGAGACCUUCCUCCGGUAAUGUACCCAAGAUCCCAGAUCGGCCAAACAUGUCUGGCCGACCAUUCUAAACAUAUAUCUACACAUCGCAGGAGAGGAUAUGGUUACCUUGGAAACAUAGUUUCAGUUCUGUUUCCAUGGUGACUUUGCAUCAUCACAGAGAUGCGUUAAGGUGCAAUACAGUAGCGCCAUCUAUAUAACUAUAGUAUAUAUCAGUAUACUAGUUGAAUGUACUUAGUGACCUGAGUGUAUGGCAGGGUCAAGGUCAUUGUGAUUUAGAAAAAAAAAGUUAGAGAGUGUGAAGGUCACAUAUAAAGCACAAUGUAAGAGUAGCAAUGAUAACACAGUGAAUGUAUACAGAACAAAAUGGACAUGGUCAGCUUGUCAGGGUCAGAGUUUACAGACUUAUCAAAGUACUGGAAAAACAAUGUUGAAGUUGACAGCAUUGCUGGCAAAGUACUCAAGAAUGUUGAACAGAUUGUAGCAAGUUAUGAUCAGAAGUCAUACGUCACUUUUACCUGGCCGUCUACAAGGAAAUGUAAUUGUCAUCAGUCCCAGGAGCAUCACGUCUCAGAAGUAACACAUGUACAUAUUACUGCAUUCUUAGUAAGAAGGUCACAGGUCAUAUGUCUUACUGGUCAGCUACGUUAGGUGACGUCUACGCGACAGGUCACUAAGUGUUAGUAUAUGGUUGAAUGUUCGAUCCUAAUGGAGAAUAGAGAGAAACAAUGUUGGGAUGUGUUGAUUGCUUUAGAUAAAGAAUGUUGACAUCUAAUGACAGUACAAUUGUCUGGUACAAUUGUUUAGUGGUAUAUCAUUUCUCAGAUAAUUGUAAUCAUGUACUUAUAUAGGUAGUAGAGAUUUGUAUAUAUGCACACCUGAGGGAAAAUAUUUUAAAGAUGUAAUGCAUUUCCUGUUUGUUUACACGACUAGUAGUGUACAUGUUAUGUAAUCUUUCAAGGACACCCCACUGUAAUAUGUAGAUACACGAACUCUGUUUAUCAUAUACUUCCCUGUGUAUAAGCAGUAAUAUUAUGGAACUUUAUUGAAAAAAUGAGAAUUACAUUGAGCCAUGCAUUUCGUAAAAUUAAUUCACACUAUAUAUGAUUACGUGUAUCAAUUAUGUGAAAAUUUCCUGCGAGGACGUCAGAUGCAGGACAUCUAGUCACUCUUCUUGGUUUUGGGGCCAAACAUUAUUAAAGAUUAAUGGAUCAACUUCAUAACACUAGAAAAGUAAAACAGGUCAAAGACUAAGGUGUAGUAGUGUGGGUCUGGAUCAGAACAGUGGAUGAUGAACUUUGCAUGGAGUUCUGUUUAUUGUAUGAUCAGAUCCUUCCCAACAGAAAGAACUCUCCAGAUUGGACGUUAUUUUGUACCUCCUAUGGAUCUCCUCCACCUUUUCCCGUAUUAGAACCAGAAAACCUAAUAUCUUUCAUAAGUGAUCUAGUCCAAUCUUUCCCACAUUGUAAAAUUCUUUACAGAUAAAGCCAAAAUGCUGCCAUUGUGAGUCUGGCCUGACCUUGCCUACAUUCUGGGUUGAAUUUUGUACAAAGUGCUUGUGUCCUGGUUCUGGCGUUCUCGCAUGUCUUGCUUGUGUUCUUUAAUAUCUAAUGCCACUGGUUACCAGAAAUGGAGAUUAGUCCAUUAAGUAUCAAAUGGACAGCAGGAAUCCUGGACACUAGAUGUACUUGUUGACCCCGUUAUUUUGGAAUAAAAAAAAUUGUGGUCGAGUGUAGUGAUAGAUAUCUGUACAUGUUCCCUAUAUUUAUUAUGCAAUUAUUGUUACGUAUUGGGUGUAUCACAGCUCACCUUAUCUUGUUUUUUUUUUGUUUUGUCAUAAUUUAUCUGUACACAAAGUCAUAGAAUUUGUAUUCUAAUCAGUAAGCUGUUGGCCAAUCACUCAUAGGAUCAAAUGUUUUAAUUAAAUCACGGGUAGGUCUGGCUUGUUAAUUUGUUUUAAUUUUAUUUUAUUUUAAUCAAUGUAUGAUCAGAAGACAUCUGAUUAACAAACUAAAACUUUCUGUCUGUCCUUUCUUACAUUGUUUUACAAUUUUUUUCUGCCUCCUCCCCCCUUUUUUUUGUGUUUUAAUAAAUCUGAAGUUGGCAUGACGGUAAAUAAUGUUGAUAUUUUGAGAGACAUUUGAGAUUAUCAGACAUCCUACAUCUGGUGUUUGUUGUUGCCAAGGAAGUUGAUUGAACUUGGAUUUACCAUUUCAACAAAGGAAUAAGUUAUCCCCCUUCUAAACAGAUUUGUGGAUCAAACUUUUUGGAAACUUUAUAUUGUUUACCACUCAAUUCAUAGUAAACAAAUAUUGGUCAUCAAUAUCUUCUUUUAAUAUAUGACAUAACAUUAUAAUUCAACAUUCUCAUCGCUAAAAAUCCCACCAGAAUAUCAGUGUCAGACAAUAUGAGCAAGUGUUCAUGUUUAUCGCAAUUCAUAUAAAAAUUAAUUUUCAGUUAUUCUAGAUGUCAGAUUUGAAAAGAUAAUCUUUUCACAUUCAUAAUAACCAAUGAAAAAAAGGUAAAUGAACUACUGUAACCGAUAAAAAAUUUAAUCAAUUGAUUUUGAAGUUUGAAAACAAAACAAGUGUAUGUAUUUAAUUCAUGCAGCAUCUGGGAAAUUAAAUGGUGAUUUUUUAACAUGAAAUGACCACCAAUAUAAUUACGUGGAAUUCCAGUCCCCUUAAAAUCUCGACUGUAGUGACUUUGCAGUGUGAAAUCCAAGCUUCUCUAACACAAAUUCUGUUGGUGCUAGACAUCUGAUAUUUAAAUAAGAAAUAUAAUAUCUAUGCUAUAAGUUUGAAAUUCUAUCCCAAUGAUCUAGGAUUUGACAGGACAGACAAUUAAUGUUCCUUUCCCCACAGUUGAUUCUGAGUGACUUUCAUUGUUUUCAUUUUGUGAUAUGAUCAUACUUUCAGCACAACUUUCUGUACAUUUGUAUAUGAUGUAGAUAAGGUUUUGUAAGACGUUGGUAACAUGUACAUACGAUGAAGAUGCAUUCCAUAUCAUGGAGUUAGAAAGGACAAUAAUCGUAGACUAGUGUAUAUUACCAUUGCCAUGGCAACCCAUAAUUAGUUAUAUGGACAGUUUUGUUACAUUGAAGACGAUGUUGGUUAUUAGCACUACAUCAACAUGACAACCUUAGGGACAUGUUUGUCCUUUCAUCAAAUAACUGUUGCCAUGACAGCAGUAGAAAUGUACAUGCUUGUUGUAGAAAGUUUUGUUGUGUCGCUGUCUGAAUGUCUGUUUAUCUAAGUUUGUAGCAUGAAAGAUUCAUGUUAGUCAUGUCAAGAAAUUGUAAAGUUUGUGAAAUGAAUUUGUGAAAGUUUAAACAAAAUUUUACUUUGCCAGCAGCAAAUAAAGAAGAAAUCAUGUAAUGUU
This is a messenger RNA of Ylistrum balloti, 6009 nucleotides long. Its product is annotated as dynamin-1-like. Gene Ontology annotation, cellular component: plasma membrane; cytoplasm; synapse. Gene Ontology annotation, biological process: receptor-mediated endocytosis. The record is from RefSeq and is a predicted model, not a curated record. Lineage: Eukaryota; Metazoa; Mollusca; Bivalvia; Pectinida; Pectinidae. Gene Ontology annotation, molecular function: GTPase activity; microtubule binding; GTP binding. The transcript is spliced from 21 exons. The coding region runs from base 63 to 2699 and encodes 878 amino acids.